AUGAUCCAUCUCCAAGACAGAAGUAUCCAGAAUGCCAACAUAGUCUUCUCCUGUGGGGCCAUACUCAUGUUGGUAUCGGGCAUCGUCAUGGAAAACUGGGUGGAAUUAAUUCCCAAACUGAGAAAGGAAAAGAUUACCCACAGUCCAUGGCUGGGUUGCUGUCCUGCUUAUUGGCCUGAAGGUAGCCUGGGGAUAAUCAAAAGCAUGAUGAUGAUGACUCUCAACAUAUCCAUCUAUCUUAACUUGGUCUUAGGUCUUCAGUACACCUCUAUGAUCUCUCAAAAUAAGUGUGUGCACCUCAUUAUUGGCUUCAUGAAUUUCUUCACAGGUUGCCUUUUGUUCUAUGCAGUCUCUACGUAUUAUCACAAGCUAAAUAAAGGUCAAGAUGUAUACUUCGUUAGUUACAAAGUCAAACAGAUCACUUUCACUGUCUACUUAGCCAUCGCACUAUUUCUUACCUGUGGUAUCUUCUGUUUCAUACAAUCCUCAAAUAGAUGUGCCUGCUUACUGAACAGAGAAGGUAGUGGCAAAAAGCUGAAUGGAAAUUCAAUCCAAGUUAUUUCCUUUCCAGAGCGCACCAUAAUGCCUCGGAGCAUUGUCCAUAUGCACUCCACCAUCUCAAAGGAUGGCAGCUCGAACAAGCCACAUGUCCAAACGCGUCGUGUAACCUGGGCUCUAUGA
This is a messenger RNA of Microtus oregoni (creeping vole), 681 nucleotides long. RefSeq names its product transmembrane protein 225 (gene Tmem225). The coding region runs from base 1 to 681 and encodes 226 amino acids. The transcript is spliced from 4 exons. Gene Ontology annotation, biological process: negative regulation of phosphatase activity. NCBI's taxonomy places the organism in Eukaryota, Metazoa, Chordata, Mammalia, Rodentia, Cricetidae. The record is from RefSeq and is a predicted model, not a curated record.